Colletotrichum acutatum is the source of this 1002-nucleotide messenger RNA. RefSeq lists its product as uncharacterized. The coding region runs from base 186 to 905 and encodes 239 amino acids. The record is from RefSeq and is a predicted model, not a curated record. The transcript is spliced from 3 exons. Lineage: Eukaryota; Fungi; Ascomycota; Sordariomycetes; Glomerellales; Glomerellaceae.
CCAGUCCGCCCUUUAAGUGGCCAGGGGCCGUCGUUGACACUACAACAAACUCAACCCCCCUUUACGAUCCCCGCCCGACCAGGCCGGGUCGAGGUGGUCAAACGUCACAAGCGAGACAGAACAGGUACCUUCUUCUGUACCGGACAGCGGAAGGGCAUUCAGGUACAGCAGGGCGGGCACACCAGAUGGUUCAAGUACGUACCCGACUGUCAGGUCAGGUUGCCCCAGUAUCAGCACCAAUCUCGAGUGGACGGCAACCGCGUCGUUUGCAAAUCCCCAAGAGGGUUCGAAUGGAACUUUGGCUUACGGCUCAUUUUACCUGCAUGAGGGAGGGAAGGAAAAACAAUGGCAGCAAGGCGAUUUUCGAGGUGUUCAGACAUGGGUGUCUGUCAACCUCAGUGCACCUCACGCCAUCUCCAUCGUGGGACACCAUAUCCGUACAUGGCCAUUGUCACGCCGCACGUCGCAGCAUGACAACAGAGGCACGUCGCAGCACGAGCACGUCCUUUCCUCCAUGGCGAAGCUUGACUCCCUCGCUGGGCUGUAGGGCGGCCAUUCCGGGUCGAGUGUCCGGGGAGUAUUGGAAUCCCAAGCCCCAAGAGCACGGAAACUCUCUAGGGACCUCGUCCCUACCGUUCCUGGGUACGGGUGCCCUACGCAGUAGGUAUACCACACUAAUACUUAGGCGCCGGCCGAAGACAAAAUUCCACACUAUUUUUGGGGUCCCAUUCUCCAGCUCCGAGGUCCAGGGUGCACCAGGUGGGAGGGGGACCCGUUGUGCCGUUGCAAUUGGGGGCUCCCGCUGGGCGACUGAGUCGGGUCUUGGGGCCCUGGGGGAGCAUUGGAGGGGGCUUCUUGGUCUCACUUUCGGGGUCCUCUUUGCUGGGCGAGAAUGGGACUGCUGAGUGGUGAGAAUGGUGUAGGGCGGAGACCAGAGAGUGCAGGCAUUGCCGUCAUUGGGUCGUGUUUUAAAAUAAGAGGGAGGUCUGGGGGGGUCUGGAG